AUGGCUAGCAAUCCAAAGGUGCUCCGCUUCACGGAGGCGAUGAAGCUGGUCUACGGACCCUUCGACCAUGUAUCUGAAGAGGCUGCGCGGAAGUGGACCGCUCCAGAGAAGCCCGGUGCUGGGGGCCAUCGCGGCCGGUAUCUGUGGACGGAUGCCUUCGGGGUCGUCAACUUCAUCACGCUGUCUCAGGAGACAGCUUCCCCGCUUUACCUCACUUUAGCAAAGCGGCUCGCUAGAACCGUCCACGAGGUCCUCGGCCGCACUCGUGACGGUACGGGCCGCCUGCCACGGGCCACCGACGCGGAGCCGCUUAAUGGCGGCCUUCGCAUCGGCAAGCUCUCGGAGCACGGCAGCGAUUGUGACGGCCAGUACCACCACUAUCUGACGCUCUGGAUGUUUGCGCUCAACCGCCUGGCCGUCGCAACUGGCGAAAGCGAGUACAACCAGCUCGCCGUGCAGCUUGCCAAAGCAAUCCACCCGCACUUCGUUAUCCACCGAGAUGGCCAAGCCCUCCGCAUGGUCUGGAAGGUCUCUACCGACAUGAACUCCGUUCUCGUCCCCUCCGAAGGCCACCUCGACGCGGCUACGGGCUUCGUGGUCUACCGCCUCCUGCAGCACACGGCAGGGCGGUUGCACGAGGGUCCUUCGGAUGUGCUUGGCAGCGAGAUCGCGGAUUACAGACAGCUUAUGAGCCGGAGCGGCCGAAUGCACGCUAGUCGGGAUCCGCUAGAUUUGGGCAUGGGGCUGUGGAUAUGUCACUUCUUCAGAGACGAGGACUGGGCGGCGGCGCUGGGCGCUCAGAGUUUGGAGAUGGCGAGGACCAUGUUCGACGAGAAGAAGGGUCUGAUGGCGAGGGAUGCGUCGCGACGACUGGCGUUCAGGGAGUUUGGGACAUGCUUGGGAUUGCAGUGCUAUGGGGUGGGUGAGGACUUGGAGAAGGGGGUGGAGGCGGUGGUGAAUUUCUGGCAUCACUACAUUGAGGAGUCGACGGACGAGGAUCUGCGCCCCAUCUCGUUGGCCAUGUAUGCCGCGGCGCUGAUCCCUGGAGGUGAACGGGAACUGCACUCCCCUGCUCUGCGAAAGCUGCCUGCCAUCUUUGCCCGAGGGGGAACAUCCAAUGGUCUUGUUUUCUGGAAGCACCACCUGCCGCCCGCCCUAGACAUGGCAGGCAACUGUGGGAACAUGUCGUCCAUCGUUGGCCCGGUCGGCUUCGACGACGGUCCCUGCCCGUUAGGCCGAGUUGAAGAGGACCCCGAGACAGGUGCACGCACGGGCGUAGUGCGCAUCUUGAACACCAACACGUCCAAGGUGGUGGUUUCGAGAUUCCCCGUUGUUGGAGACCCGCCCAGGUACUGGCCCCACGGUGAUUACGAGAUGGAUGGUGUGCCCGGGAAGCACUCCAAGAUCUCGCUCAGCUUCCUCAGGCCUGGGGGUGCCAAGACCGGCCGGACCUUACCAACAGGCAACGUUGUCGAUACCCUUACUCUGCCCGACGGGACCACUGUCGAAGCAUCUCUCGUCGAUGUGUCCAACCCAGGCGUAUUUGUUCGGCUCUCCGACCUGGCCAUCCAGGACUCCGCAUAUCUGGAUCCUCCCGCAGUCGAAGCGAACAGGGGGCUCAAGGUCCGCCUGGAACAGAUCCGUCAGGCCGGCGCCUCUAUGAUGGGCCUGGAUCCCGGAACGGAGAGCGUUCCCAAGAUUGUUGUCGUGUUUCCUCCGAACAUUGCUCAGCAGAGCCCGGGAGUCAAUCUCAGGUGCCUCGCUCUGUCGAUGGGGCAGGCACAUAAGGCUGUGCCGCUGACACUGGCACUGUGUGUUGGUGCCGCCGCAGGGCUGAAGGGUACAAUACCCAACCAGCUUGCUGUCGGGAUGCUCGAGGGCGAUUCCAUUGUUAUCGGACAUCCAAGUGGCACGCUGGACGUGGGGACGAAGGUCGAAGGUGGCGAGGUCCUCUCGGCCCAGCUGUACAGAACUGCUCGCGUGCUGAUGAGGGGCGAGGUCUUCUACUGA
Molecule: messenger RNA, 2010 nt
Organism: Chaetomium strumarium
Lineage: Eukaryota; Fungi; Ascomycota; Sordariomycetes; Sordariales; Chaetomiaceae
Product: PrpF protein-domain-containing protein
Exons: 3
Coding region: 1-2010 (669 amino acids)
Biological process (GO): carbohydrate metabolic process
Source: RefSeq, a predicted model, not a curated record